Messenger RNA from Cylicostephanus goldi, 516 nucleotides. Lineage: Eukaryota; Metazoa; Nematoda; Chromadorea; Rhabditida; Strongylidae. The record is from the annotation of a GenBank genome assembly.
AUGUCAGCGGAAGCAGGAAAUAAAGUCGAGGAGGAGCAGAUGGAUGUGACUGAGGCAAAGCCAGAACCAGCAGAAGAUGUAAAAAUGGAAAAUGAGGAGCACGCCGAAGAUGAGAUGGAAGCUGAUGAAGGAGAAGACAGCCUUGAAUCGAAAUUCGAAGCAGAUUCGUUCAAGCGGUUCGAACUGCUGCUGAAAAAGACCGAAAACUUCUCACAUUGCUUGAGUGCUGGAGAUGUGGCCGCAUACAAAGGUUCACCACUCAAGAAAAAGCGUGGCCGAACUGCUUCCGAUGUUGAUGGCGAUCAUAGGCAUAGGAAGACGGAGCAGGAGGAAGACGAAGAAAUGGUGGAAGCAGCUAAUAGAGAAGAUAGCAUCACCAUCUUUGACAAGAAUCCUUUCUAUAUCAAGAAUGGAGAACUCAGAGAUUACCAAAUCCGUGGUUUGAACUGGCUCAUCUCUUUAUACCAUAAUGGAAUUAAUGGAAUCCUUGCUGAUGAAAUGGUUGGCCCCACUUAA